Cajanus cajan (pigeon pea) is the source of this 2506-nucleotide messenger RNA. RefSeq lists its product as uncharacterized. The record is from RefSeq and is a predicted model, not a curated record. Lineage: Eukaryota; Viridiplantae; Streptophyta; Magnoliopsida; Fabales; Fabaceae.
ACCAAACUUUGUAUGCACCCAUUCUUCUCCGUUGUUCUGUUCCACUGUGGCUGGCUGAAGAAGAAACUUUUCUUUCCUUUCUUUCUCUCUGUUCAUUACUUAACGCAUAUAUUCCUUCAAAUUCAUUCCUCAUUCCACUUUCUCUCACCCAAUUGAUUCCCUCUCUUCUCUUUCACACAUUCUCUUUUCAUCCCCCUUUUCUUCACGCCAACUCUCUUCUUGCUUUCUUUCUUCUUUAGAAUCUCAUCAUCACCCCACUCUUAUUAUCUUUCAAUUCCAAAUUGGUGUAAAACUCACUGUUCCCUUCAUCAUCUGUCUACUCAGAACAUUUUUUCUUCUUCUUUUCAGUGUAGAGUCUAGAAAGAAAAGAACCUUAGACUACAUGACCCACUUCUGAUUUCUCUUUGUUUUCAUCGUUGCUCCUUGGAAAAACUAAAAAAGUCAAGAUUUUUUAAUCUGGGUCUUGUCUUUUUUUUUUUUUUUUUGUGUUGUUAAUAAUUAUACAAUAUUUUCCUUUAUUUUCUCGGGGAAGUUACUUUGUUGAGAGUGUUGGAAAAUGUUGGGGGCUGCCUUGCAAUUUGGUGUUGUUCGUGGUGAGGAUCGGUUUUACAUUCCGGUGAAGGCGAGGAAGAACCAGAAUCAGCGGAAACCGGUUCAGAGAGAGAAGGGUGGUGAAACUGAAAGUGCUGAUUCAGUUUCAAAGAAGGAACUUGUUGCUUCUGAGAAUGGGAAUCCCAAUGAAUCUUCACACUCGUUGAACAAACCAUCUUCUUGCCCUUCUUUAGAGGCUGUUAAUAACAUUGAUAGGUUUCUGGAGUCAACAACUCCUUUAGUCCCAGCUCAAUAUUUGGCCAAGAAAACAAUGAGAGGUUGGAAUUGGAAGACUUGUGAUGUGGAGUAUCAAUCGUACUUUGCUCUUGAUGAUCUCUGGGAAUCGUUUAAGGAGUGGAGUGCAUAUGGAGCAGGAGUCCCUUUGGUACUUGAUCAAAGACAAUCUGUUGUCCAAUACUAUGUUCCUUAUUUGUCGGCUAUUCAGCUAUAUGGUCAAUCAGAUAAGAAGGCUAAUGCUAAGCCAAGGUACAGUGGCGAAGAUAACGAUAGUGAUUACUACAUAGAUUCAAGCAGUGACGGAAGUAGUGAUAGUGAAUUUGGAAAAAGGACUGAACUUUCUACAACACAAAAAAAUAGUCAAUAUCAGAUAGGUGAUGCUUUGUUUCAAAUGAACAGGUUGUCUGUAUAUGAUAAACACAGUACAAUGCAAGAGGGAUUUUCGAGCGAUGAUAGUGAAACUGGGAAUCCUCAAGAUCUUCUUUUUGAGUAUUUCGAUCACACUCCUCCUUAUAGCCGUGAACCAUUGACCGACAAGAUACUUGAUCUUACACGCCACUAUCCUAGCCUCAAGUCACUGAGAAGUUGUGAUUUAUUGCCAGCAAGUUGGAUGUCUGUAGCAUGGUAUCCUAUAUAUCGAAUACCCACUGGUCCAACAUUAAAAGAUUUAGAUGCUUGCUUUCUUACAUACCAUGCACUCCAUACACCCUUGACAGGAAAUGGAGGUACUCAGGCUCCAAUUUUGGUUUAUCCUAAUGACAUGGAUGGUGUACCAAAGAUUUCCUUACGAAUUUUCGCAAUGGCUUCUUAUAAGUUAAAGGGAUCUAUUUGGAUGCAAAAUGGAGUUAGUGAGAGUCAACUAUCAAAUUCUCUCUUGCAGGCUGCAGAUAACUGGUUAAGGCUGCUUCAGGUGAAUCACCCGGAUUAUCAGUUCUUUGUUUCGCAUGGCACAUGCCACAGGUGAACCAGAUGACAUGACAUUUCAUUCAUUACAUUCUUAUGGCUAAAUCUUAAAAAGCUAUUAGCCUUAAAUUUCUGUGUUCAUUGCUCAAUGCAAACUUGGUAUCGUCCACCCAUCUAGAGACUGAUGGAGUUUGGACUUCAUGUGGAUUCCUGUUACACAUGCAUAAGCAGCACAAAAAGAUGAGCUGGUCUCGAUUGAAGAAUGAAAUAGAGAUUGCUAAAGUGAAAAAACAAAAAAGAAAAAAGAGAGAUUGCUAAAGUGAAAAUAACAAAAAAGAAAAGAAAACUUGUUUUGUAUGGAGAAAAACUGUCACAUAAGAAGAAGGCCCUAAUGGAAAGGGAGGCAAAAGCUAAACAUACAGCAAAAGAGGUUCACAAGGAAGAAUAUAUAUGUGGGAUUAACCUAUAUGGUCCCAGUUUUUACUGCUAAAAUAAUGGUUGAGUUUUUUAGACAAACAUUUACUAGUUGUUAUGUUGUGAUCUAGAAAAAGAAUGGGUGAAAUGUGUAGAUUUUUCUGUAUAACAAGGUACAAUUUUGGCCCUAUGUCAGUGUAUCUGAUGAACAACAGUUUGGUACUUGGGGGAGAAGAAAUUAGAAGGUAAUGUACAAUAUUCUACCAUUUCAAGUAAGUGUUGUAUUGGAGAUAUUAAUAAUUGGCUCAAUUUAAAGCUUUAAUGUUCGGAAGAGUAUGAAAAUGGGGCUCUUUCAGUGUCA